Messenger RNA from Entelurus aequoreus (snake pipefish), 1916 nucleotides. Its product is annotated as dedicator of cytokinesis protein 1-like. Gene Ontology annotation, molecular function: small GTPase binding; guanyl-nucleotide exchange factor activity. The transcript is spliced from 6 exons. NCBI's taxonomy places the organism in Eukaryota, Metazoa, Chordata, Actinopteri, Syngnathiformes, Syngnathidae. Gene Ontology annotation, cellular component: cytoplasm; plasma membrane. The record is from RefSeq and is a predicted model, not a curated record. Bases 497 to 1501 code for a protein of 334 amino acids. Gene Ontology annotation, biological process: cell migration; small GTPase-mediated signal transduction.
AAACCCUUUGGGGUCCCCGGUAUCAAGCCUGAGUGGAGGCCUAAAUGUAUAUUUUUUAUACAUAUAUUGUAUUGGUUUUUAAAAUAAAAAAAUAUCAAAAUGGCCCCCGCUAGCUUGGAUUUUUCAGAGUGCGGCCCUCAGUGGAAAAAGUUUGGACACCCCUGGUCUAAAGGGAUACGUAGUGGUGGUCUACAACCAUGUAUUGUUGUUUAUAAAAGGCACAAGCUGCUUUGUUUGUUUGCUGCUUUUUAACAGCAAGACUCUACAGGAUGUUUAUUUUCAUAGUUACCAUGGGAAACAAAGAAACAAACAAACAGGCAGCACACGCGACUCUUGUGGGGACAAUUAGUGCGUCCAAAGAUGGCAAACAGCCAGCGGGACGAGGGAUUCUUCUUCUCUGAUUUGUGCUGGCCUCGUGGAAGAGAAUCUCUCCAGCGCCAGGCAGUCCCCCCCACGGGGACGACGCGCAGGCUUUUGUUAGCAAACUUAGCCUGUAAUGACUUGUUUGCAACAUCGCUCGCCGUCCUUUUGGAGUCUGCACGUCUCGGACAAAUGUUUUUCCCCACGCUUGUCUUCCACCCGCUUCAGAUCCCGCACCUUGCCGAAGGCGUCCGCAUCCACGGGGGAGAAAGUCACCGAGGCCCUGAGACCUUUCCACGACCGCUUGGAGGCCUGCUUCAAGCAACUGCGAGAGAAGGUGGAGAAACAAUACGGAGUCAAGACUCUGCCACCAGCAGAUGAACGUCGGGGGUCUCGGCCACACUCCAUGGUGCGCUCCUUCACCAUGCCCUCCUCUCAGAGGCCGCUCUCUGUGGCGUCGGUCACCUCCGCCUCUUCAGACAACUCCCCCUCCAGGCCCGGCUCGGACGGCUUCGCCCUGGAGCCCCUCCUGCCAAAGAAGCUGCACACCAAGUCUCAGGACAAGCUGGACCGCGACGAGCCCGAGCGGGAGCGGCGGGACAAGAAGAAGGAGAAGAGGAACAGCAAACACCAGGAGAUCUUCGACAAGGAGAUGAAGACCACCGAGAUCCAUCUGCAGCCUGCUGAGGCCGUCAUACUCUCAGAGACGAUCAGCCCUCUGAGGCCUCAGAGACCCAGAAGUCAAGUCCUCAACCAGCUGGGCGGAGACCGCCGCCUCUCCGUGUCCCCCGGGCCUCCUUCCUCGCCGUCCAACUCCUCUUCCUCCUCCUCGCCGGCACCCCCGCCCAUCACGCCAAGGAGCAAACUGUCCUUCAGUCUGCACACGGUCUCCAAUCUGGAGUUGAACGGGUUAGGUUGCGCCGACAAGGCGGAAAUCCCUCCUCCGCUUCCCGUCAAAGGCAGCACGGCCGACUACGGCAACCUGCUGGAUAAUCAAGACCUGAGCGCUCCCUCCACGCCUCCGCCGCCCCCGCCGCAUCAACGGCAUUUACCGCCGCCGCUGCCCAGCAAGACGCCACCGCCGCCCCCUCCCAAGACCACCAGGAAGCAGGCGUCCAUCGAUUCAGGGAUUGUACAGUAAGCAAAGACGCUGACAAAAGGACGGGCGGAACGAGCGCCAAAACAAAUCCCCCCUCCCCCCCUCCCUCCAGCCGACACAUUCCCGCCUUGACAAGAUGAAUACCUCAUUGCGGCCCCGCCCCCUUUUUCCUCCACAUGAUUUCUUUUGCGAGAGCAGCAGCCACGCAAAUAUCUCCACCUCAUACAACGUAAUCUCGCAGCAUGUACAGAGGUUUGUAAAUAUGAUUUUUUUUUUGGUUUCUUUUAACGUUGUUAGCUCACCAGGCAUUUUGUACCAAACAUCGACAAAAAAAAGGGCGGUAGGACUUUUAGGAGUUUUUUUUUCUUGGUGGAAGUUUGGCGUGCACAUUGUUGGCAACUAACAUUUACUGCACCACAUUCACUACUGACACCACGCAUGAAUAAACCUUCAAAUG